Thrips palmi is the source of this 2808-nucleotide messenger RNA. Its product is annotated as choline-phosphate cytidylyltransferase A-like. The coding region runs from base 278 to 1381 and encodes 367 amino acids. The record is from RefSeq and is a predicted model, not a curated record. Gene Ontology annotation, molecular function: choline-phosphate cytidylyltransferase activity; phosphatidylcholine binding. The transcript has 9 exons. Lineage: Eukaryota; Metazoa; Arthropoda; Insecta; Thysanoptera; Thripidae. Gene Ontology annotation, biological process: CDP-choline pathway.
CCUCUGCUGCAUCCCUGGCUGCCUGCCUGACUGCCCGCCUGGCAUCGGCUGCAGCCAGCUGACAGCUGACGCACCCCUUCACGCAGCACGCUCAAGCACACGCACCACUAUCCGUCCCGCACGCCCACGCUCAAAGUUCGGAUCGAGUCGGUCCCGAGGCUCACGAAGACUGCUGCUGCGAGUGUGGAGGCGAGUCUUCCGGGGACGAAACUCGGAAGCGGGCCGCGACUCCGCGGAAGUCCCUCCUGGAAAGACUAUUAUAACAGAAACCGAUAUAAUGUCGAGAAAAAGAAUGCGUGAAGAGGAGACCAGCAACACGACAACCGAAGUUCAAGCUGCUACUAAUCACACUCCACCCCAGGGGGAGUUCACAAUGAAUUCCGUGAAAACAAUGGCACCGUUUAGCGAUGACCCAGAGGCUAUAGCAAUCAGAGAAAAGGUAGAUUACAGUAUCAGAAUCACCUUUAAACAAGCAAAGGCUGGCAAUGCCCCGAGGCCUAUCAGAGUAUUUGCGGAUGGCAUUUAUGAUUUAUUUCAUCAAGGACACGCAAGACAACUUUUACAAGCCAAGAAUUUGUUUUCAAAUGUUUACCUCAUAGUUGGAGUGAAUGGUGAUUCUCAAACACACAUGAAAAAGGGCCGCACCGUGAUGACUGAAGAUGAACGGUUUGAAGCUGUAAGACACUGCCGAUAUGUUGAUGAAAUCAUCAAAGACUCACCAUGGGAGUUGGAUGAUGAGUUCUUAAAUAAACACAAGAUUGACUUUGUGGCACAUGAUGAUAUUCCGUAUGUUACGGAGGAUGUCAAUGAUGUGUAUAAGUUUAUCAAAGACAGAGGAAUGUUUGCAGCAACAGAAAGGACUGAAGGUGUUUCUACCUCUGACAUUGUUGCAAGAAUUGUUCGAGAUUAUGAUGUUUAUGUAAGACGGAAUUUGGCCCGUGGCUAUAGCGCAAAGGAACUAAAUGUUUCAUUUCUGAAUGAAAAGAAAUUUCGUCUACAAAAUAAAAUGGAUGAACUUAAAGACAAAGGAAAGAGAGUGAUAGAAAACAUUGGUGAAAAACGCAUAGAUAUGAUCCAAAAGUGGGAAGAGAAAUCGAGAGAUUUCAUUGACACUUUUCUGUUAUUAUUUGGAAGAGAAGGCAGAUUGUCACAUAUUUGGAAUGAGGGAAAGGGACGGUUAAUGCAGGCCCUGUCUCCCCCUUCAAGUCCAGGGAGAGGUAAUGAUUCAAGUGAUGGUGAUGCUGAAGCUGAGGAAACAAGCCCACCCCCUCCCAAAGCGUGUCGCCUUGAAUAUUCAGCAGGAUCAAGCCGUAGUCGUUCAUCAGCAUGUGCCCUAUCUGAUGACUAUUCGGAUGAUGAUUUACCCACUGGGGGAAUCUAAAGCAAGAUACGGGAACAUCUGCCAACCUAUAAAGCCCAGUGGUAGCAAAUUUGCAGGUUUUUAGGAGUUGUAGAGUCAUUGUUGAUCUGUCGUUACCAUUGUUUAGUGUUUUUAACAAUGAUUGUUACCUAAGAUAAAAUUGCAGUGAGAUUGAUCAUGUCAUGAUAUUGUCACUCAUCACACUCUUGUAUUAUCGAUUUUUGUGCAUUUUUUUUAAACAAAAUUCAUAACUCUGGCUGUUUUGCUAUUAUUUUGGUUGAUGUAAUCAGUUCUGCUCUGAUGAGAACUGCUUCAAACCAAGUUUAUGUAUUGUUUGUUGUGAAGUUCAAGUUUAGUCAGGACUUAUGUCAAACAGUGAUGUAUUAGCACAAAACUUGUGGAAUGUUUUACCAUGCUCAUGGACUGGUAGGAAGCAAAUUAAAUUUUGCCCAGUAGUUGCCAACAUACAUAUUUGUUAAUCGAUCUUUGGAAUCAUUUUAUAAUCCAUUAAAUUUUGAACCCCCAAGUGAGGGAACUGUGAACUACUGUGUCUGUUUGAUUUUGGGUUUAUUUUAAGUUCCACAUGUUACUAGAAUACUGCUUCCUUGUCAUUGAGCUUAGCAUUCAUGUUUUACUAUAGCUGAAAUGAAUGCCAAAUAGAAAGGGAUAAAUAAAGUCAAAAGACAAUUAUCAAAAAUUUUGACAAUAAUAGUAUUUAGUUCACAGGAAAACUUAUUUUCCUUAUCAACAGCAAUGAAGAAAUACUGUAUCUAUUCAUUUAUCUGUACUCACUCCUACCUUUAAAAAGAUGCUUCAAAUUUUUAUUUGCUUUAUACUGUACUAUGUAAAAUAAUUUUAUUUAAGAGCAUUGUGUUACAGGACGUUCUUUAGAAUGUCAGUCAUAUUUUUGUUUUUGUGUGUGUGGGUCAACUUAUUUAUGUUUUAUUUAUUUAUACAGAUUAUUAAUAAAUAAGAUGGAAAGCUUAAAUGCUAAAUUUUCUGUGAUUCCUUGGGCAGAUCUUAAUUGUUCUAACAUUCCACAAGAAAUACAGAUGGUAUAGAAAGGAGGCAUUUACCACCGCGCUGUAGUAUUUUUUAAAACAGUGAGCAUCAGUGUACGCUUGCAGGUUGCUUAAAUUUUUAAUGUGUGAUGCACAAGGUAGAUAAAAACAUGUAAUGUUAAUUAUUUUCUGCCUGAACUUGAUGAACUGCACAGGCAUUUGCUUCACAAACCCGUGCAUUUAUGAAUUUUGAGAUUGUUAUGUUAUUUUUGAAGCUGUGCAGGCAAGAACUGACUUUGAUUUAAAAGAUUUGUUUUUUCCUUUUUCGUUUCGGUUGUGCAACUGUUGGGGUUUUUAGAAGGCAUGUAGAUAGGCUGAAACCAAUGGAGGGCAACUUUGUAUGUGUGAUUAAUGAUAUUUUGUCUGAAUAUAUUGCAAAAGACCAAA